Anoplopoma fimbria (sablefish) is the source of this 461-nucleotide messenger RNA. It is a transcript of the gene mrpl36, whose product is annotated as mitochondrial ribosomal protein L36. Gene Ontology annotation, molecular function: structural constituent of ribosome. The coding region runs from base 10 to 384 and encodes 124 amino acids. Gene Ontology annotation, biological process: ribosome biogenesis; translation. The transcript has a single exon. Gene Ontology annotation, cellular component: mitochondrial large ribosomal subunit; ribosome. Lineage: Eukaryota; Metazoa; Chordata; Actinopteri; Perciformes; Anoplopomatidae. The record is from RefSeq and is a predicted model, not a curated record.
UUUGACACCAUGGCGUCUCUCCUCUUGAAGCACCUGGCGACCUCCCUGACUCGCCAAUUGACCCAGAUGAGGAGGUUAAAUGUGACCUCACCGGCAGCUAGUGCCUACAGAUGUCUCUGCACCCUCACCACAGCUCCCCGCACACUACUCCUGUCACCAACCAGAGUCAGCUCCAUCCAGCCCCCUUCAUCUGGCUCCUCUGCUCAGCGUGGAACAUCUCUGUUGGGACAGUGUCAGCAUCUUGCCUGCAUCCAGCCGUCUGCGGGGAUGAAAACCAAGUCUGCCCUGAAGAGGCGCUGCAAAGACUGUUUCAUUGUUCGGCGGAGGGGGCAUUUGUUUGUGUUUUGCAAGACAAAUCCAAGACACAAGCAGAGGCAGGGCUAAAAAAUGAUGGAGUAUUGAGAAGAUUGCUUUGAGAACGUGGAAAUUUAAAAUAACUGUGAUUUAAAAAAUAAAGUGUU